Alosa sapidissima (American shad) is the source of this 8966-nucleotide messenger RNA. It is a transcript of the gene fasn, whose product is annotated as fatty acid synthase. The transcript is spliced from 42 exons. Gene Ontology annotation, cellular component: cytoplasm. Gene Ontology annotation, molecular function: phosphopantetheine binding; oxidoreductase activity; fatty acid synthase activity. The record is from RefSeq and is a predicted model, not a curated record. Bases 408 to 7937 code for a protein of 2509 amino acids. NCBI's taxonomy places the organism in Eukaryota, Metazoa, Chordata, Actinopteri, Clupeiformes, Clupeidae. Gene Ontology annotation, biological process: fatty acid biosynthetic process.
AACUCGAGUAACCCAUCCUAGACAUUUCAAAUUUUGUAUGAAACUACAGGACCGCGGGCAAUCACCCCAUCUUUGGCUGGGUAUACGAGACCUUCCUCCUCUCCUAUUGGACUGUGCUGCACAGCCAAGUUGUCAGCCCAUGUGGCGUGGCUUCAGAGCAUGUCAGCCAUUUAAAUUAAGCAGUGAAAGAACCAAAUCGGCAAGACAAUUUUUGAGGUGUAGGGUUAGUUCUGCCGAGGAGAGACUUCGGUGAAAUCAAGUGAACGAGGAUAAACGCGACCACAGGAAUAUUAGUGCGUUGUCCUCAAUUUGCUUCAAUAUUGAAGUUCACGGUACAGUUUACGGAGAGGAUAUUCAGAUCUGUCAGGUGCCGUUAACGUUAACUGUUCACAGCACUUUUUGACACAAUGGAGGAUAUCGUCAUAGCUGGCAUCUCAGGGCGACUUCCUGAAUCCAACAAUUUAGAAGAAUUCUGGGAGAAUCUUUUUAAUUCUGUCGAUAUGGUUACAGAGGAUGACCGACGGUGGAAGCCAGGUGUUUAUGGGCUGCCCUGCAGAAAUGGUAAACUCAAAGAAAUUGACAGGUUUGAUGCUGCCUUCUUUGGUGUGCACCCCAAGCAGGCCCACACCAUGGAUCCUCAGCUCCGCCUCAUGCUAGAAAUUUCAUAUGAGGCCAUUGUUGAUGGAGGUAUAAACCCGAUGACAAUGCGUGGCUCUAAAACUGGAGUUUAUAUCGGAGUCAGUGGCUCAGAGGCAGGCGAGGCCUUCAGCAGAGAUCCAGAGGAGUUGUUGGGAUACAGCAUGACCGGUUGCCAGCGUGCCAUGUUUGCGAAUCGUAUUUCCUACUUUUUUGACUUCAAUGGUCCCAGUACAGCCAUUGACACCGCUUGCUCUUCAAGUCUCUUAGCUCUGGAGAAUGCUUUUAAUGCCAUACGUAACGGCCAAUGUGAUGCUGCACUGGUAGGCGGGGUAAACUUGUUACUGAAGCCCAACACCUCAGUACAGUUCAUGAAGCUUGGCAUGCUAAGUCCAGAUGGAACCUGCAAGUCAUUUGACUCUUCAGGAAAUGGUUACUGCCGUUCUGAAGCAGCUGUUGUGGUGCUGUUGACUAAGAAGUCUGCUGCCAAAAGAGUCUAUGCUACAGUGCUUAAUGCAGGCAACAACACAGAUGGCUACAAAGAGCAAGGUGUAACCUUCCCCUCAGGAGAGAUGCAACAGCGUCUUGUUCGGUCACUCUAUCAGGAUAUUGGCAUCUCUUUGGAGGAGGUGGAGUACAUUGAGGCCCAUGGUACUGGUACAAAGGUGGGUGACCCCCAGGAGGUGAAUGGUAUUGUCAGUGUUUUCUGCCAGGGAGAACGUAAGCCCCUGCUGAUUGGCUCUACCAAAUCCAACAUGGGUCAUCCAGAGCCUGCCUCUGGUUUGGCUGCUCUUGCCAAGGUGGUCUUGUCUCUGGAGCAUGGCAUGUGGGCUCCAAAUAUUCAUUUCCAAAACCCCAAUCCAGACAUUCCAGCGCUUAUGGAUGGUCGUUUACAAGUGGUGACCAAGCCUAUUCCCACAAGUGGUGGUAUUGUGGGCAUAAACUCCUUUGGCUUUGGUGGAUCCAAUGUACAUAUAAUCUUGCAACCCCCCAUGUCCAAGAUCUCAACUACAUCCAAAGUCAAGACACAGUCCACCCAGCUGCCAAAACUGGUGCAGGUAUGUGGACGCACUGAAAAUGCCGUGGAUGAACUUCUACUUCAGGCCAAAAAGCACGCUGAGGACCACAGUUUUUUGACCCUGUUGAAUGAGGUGUCAGGCAUGCCAACCGCCAGCAUGCCUUACAGGGGGUAUGUACUCACUGGAACAGAAACUGAUAACCGUGAGAUACUCCAGACCUCACCUGCACAACGACCCCUGUGGUAUAUUUGCUCAGGUAUGGGCACACAAUGGGCAGGUAUGGGCCGUAGCCUAAUGCAGCUCCAGGUGUUUCGGGACUCCAUCAAGCGCUCAGACAUUGCACUGAAGGACACAGGUCUGUGUAUCUCAAAGCUGCUCAUGGAUGCUGACGAGACCACCUUUGAGGACACCGUUCAUGCUUUUGUGGGCCUGGCAGCUAUUCAGAUUGCCCAGAUUGAUAUGCUGCAGAAAAUGGGGCUACAGCCUGAUGGGAUCGUAGGGCACUCUGUAGGUGAGCUGGCCUGUGGAUAUGCUGAUGGAUCAUUGAGUCACACCGAGGCCAUCCUUGCAGCUUACUGGCGGGGACGCUGCAUCAAGGAGGCCAACCUGCCACCAGGAGGAAUGGCUGCUGUUGGUCUUACAUGGGAAGAGUGUAAAUCCCAGUGCCCACAAGGCGUUGUUCCUGCUUGCCAUAAUUCUGAGGACACAGUCACCAUUUCGGGGCCCCAGGAGGCAGUCAGUAAAUUUGUAGCAGAACUGAAGGAAAAAGACAUUUUUGCCAAAGAGGUGCGCAGUGCUGGUGUGGCCUUUCACUCUUACUACAUGGCCUCCAUUGCACCCAACCUACUGGCUGCUCUGCAAAGGGUUAUAAAAAGCCCUAAGCCACGCUCAGCCCGCUGGAUCAGCACCUCUAUCCCGCAAGCAGAUUGGGAGAGCCCACUGGCACUCUACUCCUCUGCAGAGUACCAUGUCAACAACUUGGUGAGCCCUGUGCUCUUCCAAGAGGCCCUCGGUUUUGUGCCAGACAAUGCUGUGUUGGUGGAAAUUGCCCCACAUGCUCUUCUCCAGGCAAUCCUUAAACGGAGCCUCAAGCCUACUUGCACCAUUCUUCCACUGAUGAAGAGAGGCCAUGGAAACAACCUGGAGUUCUUCCUGUCCCAUAUAGGCAAAGUGUACAUGAACAGUAUCACCUUGAACAGCAACCAGCUGUACCCAGCCAUGGAAUACCCAGUUCCUGCAGGGACUACUCCGCUUUCCCCGUAUAUUUUGUGGGACCAUGCACAAGUAUGGGAUGUGCCCAAAGCAGAGGACUUCCCUUCUGGAUCGGGAGGUUCCUCCUCUGCUGUAGUCUACAACAUUGAUUUGAACCCUGAGUCUCCAGACUGCUUCUUGGAGGGUCACUGCAUUGAUGGGCGUGUUCUUUACCCUGCCACGGGCUACUUGUUACUAGCCUGGAGAACUCUGAUGAAGAGUUUGGGAACUGUGAUGGAGCAAACACCUGUAACCUUCCAAGAUGUCACAAUUCACAAUGCCACCAUCCUUCCUAAGGAGGGUUCUGUCCAGUUGGAGGUAAGGCUCAUGCCUGUGACGAAUCGCUUUGAGGUGUCUGAGAAUGGCAAUCUGGCUGUCAGUGGCAAAAUUAGUCUUCUUGAGGAUACUGCUUUGAACUACUACCACUCUCAGCUGGCUGAAGUAAUGAAAACUGUGAAGGAGGAUCCCAAGCUGAAGUCAAGUGACAUCUAUAAAGAGCUGCGACUGCGUGGUUAUGAUUAUCGCAAAACCUUCCAGGGCAUCUUGGAAUCUAACUGUGCUGGUGACCAAGGAAAAUUGGAGUGGACCGGGAACUGGGUUACCUUUCUAGAUACCAUGUUGCAGAUGAUUGUAGUGGGUUUGUCUGGCCGCAGUCUCCGCCUGCCCACACGAAUCCGCUCUGUAUCUGUGGACCCUACAUGGCACAAGAAGUUUGUACAUGACUACAUAAAUGACAAGAAAGCUGUGGAUGUCUUUGUCAAUCACUGCCUGGACAACAUAACUGCAGGUGGGGUACAGAUCUGCGGUCUCCAUGCAACUGUGGCCCCCCGUCGCCAGCAGCAACAGAGCCCACCGACACUUGAGGAGUUUGUGUUUGUUCCCUACUGGCAGACUGAUUGCUUAGAGACCAAUGCGAAGCUCAGAGAACAGAUGAAGGCCUGCAAAGUCCUUAUCAAUCAUCUACAAGGAAAGCUCCAAAAUCAGGGUGUGAAGAUCUCUAUCCCAGGUCUGGAGAAAGUCAGUGAGGCUCCUUUGACUGACGAUAAGUUUGAGGAUGGAUUGCUAAGGCUGCUGUCAGUACUUUGUGGUCUGGAAUUGAAUGGCAACCUGCAGUCUGAACUGGAGCUUACUGUACAAAAGGAACGUAACUGUCUGCUCACCGAUUCUCUACUUAAUGGUCUGCUGGACUCCAAAGUACUGAGAAACUGUCUUGACACAGUCCUAGAGAACAGCACACCUGGAAAAGUUAAAGUACUGGAGGUUAUGUCUGGUGAGGGUCAGAUCUUCACUCGUGCUGCUGACCUCCUGAAUAUUCAGCCCAUGUUGCAUGUGGACUACAUAGCCUCAGAUGCCUCUGGUGAUAUGCUGGAUUCUCUUCAAAGUUCUAUGGAGGACCUUGGGGUUUCCUCAGCUGUAUGGGAUCCCAGACAGAGUGCUGCAACUGGGGCUCUGACAAAGGCUGAUCUGGUUAUCUGCAACUGUGUCUUGAGUUGUAUUUCUACAGUGGAAAUACUGGGGAACCUAGCCUCAGCUGCAAAGGAGGGGGGAUUUGUCUUAUUGCACACCCUACUGAAGGGAGACACAUUGGGGGAGAUGCUGGCCUUCCUCACCUCACAAAACAACCAGAAGGGUCUAAUGACACAGGCUGAAUGGGAGAAGUUGAUUGAUCAGGCUUCUCUCACUGUUGUUGCUCUGAAGAAGUCCUUCUAUGGCACAGUUUUGUUUCUUUGUCGCAAGCGGACCUCUAGCAAGCAACCCGUCUUCCUGUCUGUGGAUGACAUGCAGUACAAAUGGGUGGAAACUUUAAAGAAUACAUUGGCUGAAGCUUCAGACAGUACUCUGUGGCUCAGUGCCACUCAAAGUCACAGUGGAGUUGUUGGUAUGGUCAACUGCCUGAAACAAGAACCAGGUGGCAAUCGUAUAAGGUGCGCAUUUGUGUCAAACCUCAGUGAAUCCUCCACCAUUCCCUCUUUACUCCCUACCAACAAAGACAUGCAGGAUGUGAUCGAGAAAGACCUCACCAUGAAUGUCUUUCGUGACGGACUCUGGGGAGCGUUUAGACACCAUCUAAUCCCACAAAAGCUGGAGGAAGAGCAGACGGAGCAUGCCUAUGUCAAUGUGCUGACACGUGGAGACCUGUCCUCUCUGCGUUGGAUAACUUCACCACUGAAAUACUUUGUACCCUCUAACCCCAAUGUGCACUUGUGUCAAGUGUACUAUGCCUCUCUCAAUUUCCGUGAUAUCAUGUUGGCCACAGGGAAAUUGCCACCAGAUGCCAUCCCUGGUGACCUAGCGCUUCAGCAGUGCAUGCUUGGAAUGGAAUUCUCUGGGCGGGACCCUAGUGGUCAACGUGUGAUGGGCCUUUUGCCUGCUAAAGGCCUUGCCACAUGUGUUGAUGCAGAUAAACGUUUCCUUUGGGAGGUGCCAUCUAACUGGACACUGGAGCAAGCAGCCUCUGUGCCAGUGGUGUAUGCCACAGCAUACUACGCCCUUGUUGUUCGUGGACGCUUGCAGACUGGAGAAAGUGUGCUCAUCCACUCUGGCUCGGGUGGAGUGGGCCAAGCUGCUAUUACUAUUGCACUUAGCAUGAACUGCCAGGUCUUCACUACUGUGGGCUCUGGAGAAAAGCGCCAAUACUUACAGGAGCGAUUUCCACAGCUCGGUACUACAUCCUUCGCCAACUCAAGAGAUGCUUCAUUUGAGCAACACAUCCUACAGCACACACAGGGAAAAGGGGUGGAUGUAGUUCUUAAUUCUCUAGCUGAAGAAAAGUUACAAGCAAGUCUGCGUUGUUUGGCAAGACAUGGACGCUUCUUAGAGAUCGGCAAAUAUGACCUGUCAAACAACACUCCACUUGGAAUGGCUCUAUUUUUGAAGAACAUUUCUUUCCAUGGGAUCCUUCUGGAUGCACUGUUUGAGGAGGGAAACCGUGAAUGGGUAGAAGUCUCUCAACUCCUGAAGAAAGGCAUUGCCAAUGGAGUGGUACAGCCACUGCGCACUACCAUUUUUCAACGAAGUAAAGUUGAGGAUGCCUUCCGCUACAUGGCCCAGGGCAAGCACAUCGGAAAAGUCCUCCUACAGGUGUGCCCUGAGGCAAAGAAGAGUGAUGCAUCUCUUGAAGUCACUCCUCUCUCCAUACCUGCCAUUUGCCGCACAUUCUUCCCAUCAACAUCCUCUUAUAUCAUCACCGGUGGCCUUGGGGGCUUUGGUUUGGAGCUGGCCCAUUGGCUGACAGAGAGAGGGGCCCGCAGACUGGUUUUGACCUCCCGCUCUGGAAUCCGCAAUGGAUACCAAACUAAGAGAGUUCAAGAAUGGCAGGCCAUGGGUGUGAAGGUGAUGGUUUCCACUUGUGAUGUCAGCACUCUCGAAGGGACAGAGCGACUCAUUGCUGAAGCCUGCAAACUUGGACCUGUAGGAGGGGUGUUUCACCUUGCUAUGGUUCUGAAAGAUGGAAUGUUGGAAAAUCUCUCUCCAGAGCAUUAUCUCGAUGUCAACAAACCAAAAUACCAUGGAACAAUCCACCUUGACAGGGUGACCAGACAGCACUGCCCAGAUCUUAAGCAUUUUGUGGCCUUCUCUUCUGUUAGCUGUGGCCGUGGUAAUGCUGGCCAGAGCAACUAUGGUUUUGCCAAUUCUGCAAUGGAACGACUCUGUGAACGCCGGCGUCAUGAUGGCCUACCUGCCCUAGCCAUCCAGUGGGGUGCUAUUGGAGAUGUUGGAGUUGUUCUAGAGACCAUGGGGGGCAAUGACACAGUUAUUGGUGGCACCAUGCCCCAGCGUAUUUCUUCCUGUAUGGAGGUACUGGAUAGAUUCUUGUGCCAGUCUAGACCUGUGAUGUCUAGUUUUGUGAUGGUAGAGAAAGUAAUUGCAGUAAAAGGAGAAGCUGGUGGGCAGAAGGACCUGGUAGAAGCAGUGGCACACAUACUGGGUGUGCGUGAUGUGAGCAGCCUGAAUGCUGAUGCUUCACUGGCAGAUCUUGGACUGGAUUCACUAAUGGGUGUGGAGGUGCGGCAGACUUUGGAACGUGACUAUGACAUUGUCAUGGGAAUGCGUGAGAUUCGUCAGCUAACCAUCAACAAGUUAAAGGAACUUAAUUCUCAGCCAGGAGACAAGGAAGAGUCUCGGCAGCAGUCAUCAAAGAAAUUCAGCCCACGGGCUCUGCUGGAGUCAGAUCUUAGUUUGAUGUUAGUGAACCCAGAUGGACCCACGGUCACUCCACUCAAUUCGGUCCAGAGCAAUGAGAGGCCUCUCUUCUUGGUCCAUCCUAUUGAGGGUUCCAUUUCUGCAUUACGCACCCUCUCUAGCAAGCUCAGUGUGCCCUGUUAUGGGCUGCAAUGUACAAAAGCUGCUCCAUUGGACAGCAUUCACAGUAUGGCUGCGUAUUACCUUAAGUGUGUGCAGCAGGUGCAGCCAGAGGGGCCUUACCGAAUUGCUGGCUAUUCCUUUGGUGCUUGUGUAGCCUUUGAGAUGUCCUCUCAACUUCAAGAAGCUGGCUACCCAGUUGAGCACCUAUUUUUGUUUGAUGGCUCCCACUCUUAUGUGGCAGCCUAUACUCAGAGCUACAGAGCAAAGCUGACCCCUGGCAAAGAGUCAGAAGCUGAGACCGAGGCCCUCUGUGCCUUCAUCCAGCAGUUCACAGGAAUUGAGUACAACAAGCUGUUGGAGACUCUUUUGCCACUGUCCGACUUGGAAGCAAGAGUGAAUGUGGCUGUAGACCUAAUCACCUCCAGCCACAAGAACAUCAGCCGCCAAUCACUACACUUUGCUGCUUCCACCUUCUACCAUAAGUUGAAAGCUGCAGACAGCUAUGUACCUGCCACCAAAUACCAUGGCACCAUCACCUUGCUGAAGGCCAAGACCAGUAGCGAUUACGGAGAAGGCCUUGGGGCAGACUACAAGCUCCAUGAGGUCUGUGAUGGGAAAGUGUCCGUUCAGGUCAUUGAAGGCGAUCACCACACAUUCCUGGAAGGUGAAGGCGUGGAGUCCAUCACUGGUAUUAUCCACAGCUCACUGAAACCCAUUACCAUGUAAGGGAGGGCUGACAUACUGGCUUUAUUUGACAGCUUACUCGUCAUUCCAGCAUGCUUCCUAAACAUCACCUUGUGAGAUCAUCUCAGUUCCCCAACAUCAUUUCUCUAUUUGUGACCAAAAACUCAUCUCUGGCUUCUAGAUUGUUUCUCUUUAAUUGCUCAAACAAGGAUUUGGGUAGUCUUGUUACAGGUGUUGCAUUGUUACAUUUUAUGUUGAUUUAAUGCAAGUCUUGCACAAAUGGAGUAUGUCAAUAUCAUGUCAGCAUGAACUGAGUGCAUCAACAGUUGUAGAAGAUUAAUGUGUCUCUUGAAAAGGGAUCAAUAAAGAUGACUGUGUCUCUUAAAAAGGGAUCCAGUUUAAAGAAUAAUCCUCUACAGGUAUCAUUAGUCAUACACAUCCCUAUUGCAUCAUGUUUUUGCAGUGAUUCCCAUUCAUCAUUCCCAAAAUCUUGUUUUUUUUCUUGAAGUUUACAUGGUACACUGUUGAAAGGAACAGUUGUAAGUGGGUCAAUAACUAUUAUUUGAAAAGAAGUAUUUGGUCUGUUACAUGUAUAAUUGGUAAACAAUGCCGCUUUAAAUUGCUUAUCUAUCUAAUCAAUAGGAUAACUUGUAAUGUUUUGCAUAGUGAGCUUACCCAAAAAUGGACUAUUUUUUAUCCACAGUGAAUGUUGUGAUGUAUAUGUGAAAGGCACCUGUGGAAUUAAUUCAGUCACUAUAGGUCAACUUUUAGGCAUAUAGCUGUGAUUUUUCUUGUAGAUUAACACUGCUCUGUCAAAGUCAUAGAAAUGUGUAAGUACCAUAUUUUAUUUUUUAUGGUUGAAUACAACAAAGUGGGAUUAGUUACUUCUGGCACUAGUCUCUUGGUCUUUCUGAGACUUUUCGGCAAGUCUAUGACGAAUGCAUCAACUUCUGAUUUAGUGUUGUGAAUUGCUGCACAAGUUGUCAAAAGGUUUGUAAUUCAUUUUUAUUUUUUUAUUGUAAUUUUUCAAGUAUUUAUUGCACUAGUCUCAAUUAAAUGCUACCACUAACA